This is a messenger RNA of Betta splendens (Siamese fighting fish), 1476 nucleotides long. It is a transcript of the gene zp3c, whose product is annotated as zona pellucida glycoprotein 3c. The coding region runs from base 59 to 1444 and encodes 461 amino acids. The transcript is spliced from 8 exons. Gene Ontology annotation, biological process: binding of sperm to zona pellucida; egg coat formation; positive regulation of acrosome reaction. The record is from RefSeq and is a predicted model, not a curated record. NCBI's taxonomy places the organism in Eukaryota, Metazoa, Chordata, Actinopteri, Anabantiformes, Osphronemidae. Gene Ontology annotation, cellular component: extracellular matrix. Gene Ontology annotation, molecular function: acrosin binding.
UGCUCUCACACCGAACGUGUCUAGGUCGUAGGUCAGUUCCAGUGCCGGAUCGCUGAAAAUGGGGCUGCUGCUGCUGCACGUGGGGCUUUUAUUUUUGAUGUUCUCCGCCUUCAGUUGUUCGGUUAGAAGUGAAGAUGCUCAGGACUUGUUCGUGCAAAAUCCUGAUUCCGAAUGGGAGAGAAUGGAGACCGAGAUACAUAAAGAAGUAAUGCCAGCUCGGGCACCUAAGCGUAAACUCGGGCGGGGUUCAGUGACCGGUCAACAAAGAGCACAUGCGCCUGGGACGCAUUAUUUGAUUGUGUCCGGCGCCAACGAGCAGAAUGUUGACUUCGAACCUGGACAGGGUGCUAGACCUCUCCCGAGCUCAGCUGCUGGCAUUUUACUUGGUCAUCCACCCAACGCGCUUCAGGCUGAACGCAUUAGAGAUCCAAAACGGCUGGUUGAAAUCCUGUGUCACGUCGACCGAAUGUAUGUGCGAAUUAAGCGGGAAGUCUUUAAGACUGUAGACGCAUACAAGUAUUUGAAGCUCGGCACGUGUCCUGUUAACGCGGCCACCGGCGUCCAUUACUACCUUCUGUAUCUGUUGGUCACGGACUGUGGAUUCAAGCAAGAGAGUAAACCAGAUUUUGUGCACAUCAGCAAUGCGCUCACCUAUGAGCCCACCACUCCAGUUGUAAGGGAGAUGCCCUUUACGAUUCCCCUGCUGUGCAAAUACCCCAGGUACUUUUACUCGUAUCAAACUGGUUUCCAUCCCAAACUUCAAGGAGGCACAAUUUUCAAACCCCUUGACCUUAUGAACAGUUUAACCCUGACCGCUCAAGACGCGAUGGGGAACGCGAUUCCUGGUUCUAAAACCUACACUAUGGGCGAGUUGAUGUACUUCGAGGCCAAGCAACCACAGAACUCUGGACAGAAGCGGCUUUACAUCAACAAGUGCUUCGUGACCGCCUCUCCAAACCCCACUUCCAGUCCUUCCUACACGCUCAUUGACAACCAAGGCUGUAUGAUUGAUGGCAAAGUGUCUGCCACGUCGGCGUUUCUCACCGGUGCCUCAAAGACUUCACUGCGAUUCAGAGUGACCGCCUUCAUUUUCAAAGACGCGGUCUCCUCCUCGUCUUCAACACAGAAACUCUACAUGCACUGUGAGAUCGCUGUGGGGCCGCAGACUGCAACGCCGGCCUUGAAGGCGUGCAACUACGACGCAGCCUCUGCAGCGUGGAAAGGGCUGUAUGAUGACGAUGACUCUGUGUGCACCUGCUGCAACUCGACCUGCCCCUCAGUUCAGCCUAGAGCUUCAAAGAGGAUGACCUUGAGUAAUUCCUGGAAUGUUGACCUAAGUGAAGAGGAGGCAGUGGAGACACUCACUGGAGUGAGUUUAGAGGACCCAUACUCACCGGCGCAGGAAGACUUUCUAACCUACUGGGAGCAUGAUUUCCAAAAAUAAUCAAUUUAUUUAAAUAAAGUCACUUUCUUGUA